AUGGCCCCAAAGAUAAAAUUAACUUUAAAUCCGCCUACUAAUAAUGAAUACUACACGAGUGAUGAUGUUAUCGCAGGAAUGGUUAGCCUGUCAUUGAACAAAUCUUCCUCUAUUAAAUGUAUUAAGGUUCAACUGAAAGCCUUUAUGGAGACGACGACGAAGAUGGACGCAGGCUCAGCUGCGGUGGUCCAGAACGGAGUUCUUAUACCUUUGCCAGAUAGCAAUGAGUAUCACAUGACAGUAGAUUCCCAGUCAAGAGUAUUUCCACCAGAUAAUGUCUGGAAUGCACUAGAGGGAAAUCCUAAACCUUUCAAGUUAAAGCCAGGUCAAUAUGAAUAUAAUUUCAAUUUAAACAAAUGGCCUUCCACACCGAAAUGUUUCCCUAACCAUUCAAGUGAUUCAUUAACUUUUUUCGGUUCGAAACGUGGCAUCAAGAUCACAAGCAAUGAAAAUCUCAAUCUCAACCGCUUAAAGAGAAAUGUACAUUUACCUCCAAGCUUCAAUUUAAAUUAUAAAGAUUUAUUAAAAAUAGAUAACUUGGAUCUGUAUUAUUAUUCUAUGGGUAAAAUUCUCUAUUUGAUUGAAGUUAAAGUAGAACUAGGUAAACCGUCAAAUUGGUUUAAGCCAUUUGAUAGAUUUGUGACACACAUCGAAAAAAUUGAAUUUAUACCAACUUACAAGAAUUUGAUAAUGGAUUACGAUUAUCAAGAUUUAGAAAAUGAAAAAAGUUUUUUGAAUUCUAAUUUAUCUAGUAUUAAAAUUGUGGAUCUUCCAGGUUUAUUGAAUGAGCAAAUGUUAUCAAAUGAAGAAUUAUCUAAUAAAAAAAUUGUCAAACAAGACCUUUAUUACCCUUAUAAUUCAUUGAAUUUACCAAUUGUAUUCCCUUCCGUGACACAUCUUACAAUAUCUAAGUUUAACGUUCAUUUACAAGCCAUUGGGAAGAAUUUAAGAAAAAAUUUUAGAAACGAUUAUUUUUUCCGUAAAGGUUCAAAUAAAUUCGAUAACGUCUCUCUACUUCUAGAACCAAUGGAUAAUGGUAUAACGAACUUACCAACAAAUAUAAGAGAUUUUAUAAAAUUAACAAAAUUACAAAUCAAUUUACUAGAAAAUGCAAGUUACUUAUCAAAAAAUAUUUCAAAUGAAAACCAUUCUUCGUUAAGAUUAAUUGAAAUUGACCCUAAAACUUUCCCUGAUUUUAAUUUAAAUGGGUUAGUAGAUUGGAAUUCUGUUGAGAUUAUCGAUACUUUUUCAAAGAUUAAUAAUAAACCAAUUAAAAUAUUUAAAAUUGAUAUUAAAUUUUGGGAUCAUCCAAUAUUAAAAAAAAUCAGAUUCAAUGAAGAAAAUUAUAAACAUAGAGGCAAUAGACUGUAUAGUUUUAGAACAUGUACCAUAAAGAGAAGCUAUCAAUUACAAAUGCUGACAGAUUGGAAAUGCGCUACGGAAUCACAUUCUUCCCUAAUAAAAAACCUGGAAAUUAGAAUACCAAAUGCUCAAGUUUUUGUCCAAUCAAAAUCAAAUAUUAGAAAAAAUUCAACAAAUAAUGAAGUUUCUGGUAAAAUCAAUAAAGAACCAUUACCUCCAUACGUUAAUCCUCCAGAAUAUGCACAAUUCUCAUCAAUUGCAUCAAUAUCUUCAAACAAUGAUGUUCAAGAAUUUAGUAAUGGCAUCAGGAAAUAA
This is a messenger RNA of Henningerozyma blattae CBS 6284, 1677 nucleotides long. It is a transcript of the gene ART10, whose product is annotated as Art10p. The coding region runs from base 1 to 1677 and encodes 558 amino acids. The record is from RefSeq and is a predicted model, not a curated record. NCBI's taxonomy places the organism in Eukaryota, Fungi, Ascomycota, Saccharomycetes, Saccharomycetales, Saccharomycetaceae. The transcript has a single exon.